CCUAGUAUCCAUUUCAUUACUUAAUUCUGAGAUCACCGUAUUUGGUUGCUGGAUGUCUGUUUUUUUGAACUGGAUUGCCCAUGCAUGUUUGGGACCAUUUUUUGCCACACUUAGGUGUAUAGACUAGUGCCUUCACUUCUCUGCAUUUAUGAUGAAAAGAGGAUUAGUUCUUUGAAUGAACUCAACCUGUGGACCUCAAAUAUGAAUUAGUUAUGUUUUGCAUACUGCCAUAUGGAACCCAGCAUGAAUAUGUAACAAUUGGGUCUGGGUAACAGUAUUACCCUAGCAACUUAUCAGUACAUUAUAAUGGGUGAUAAUGAACUUCGCUCCAUUUGGCCAUGUCAUUUAAUUGCUACUACCUUAAGUAGAACACCAUUAUUUCUCUAUUUUAAGCGGGAUAUUCUAUCGUUUUCUAAAUGCUAAAACUUAUACAUCAUCUUGCAUUUCUCUUUCUGUACUGUAGGUCAAACAAGUUCAUUCAUUCCAUUAGUUAUAAACAAGAUCAUUGUUGAAUCAAAAGAGAAAUAAGGUCGCUCUCCAAUUGAAGACCAAAAACAGGGCACUCUGAUUUGUUGUACAGGAUAAAGGUUUGCUGGGAUAGUUUCUGCCCAUUGGAGUACUAGUUGGUGUUAUACCCCGAAAGGAGUUUCUUGUAAAUUUUCUGGUGUAUUGUAUUUGUGACUUUGUUAUUCCCCUGGCAUUGGCAAUAAUGUCAGAAAGUGAAUUGGCAGUAAUAAAGCCAGAGGCGCUGAAGAGUUAUAUUUGGCUUCAGUGCUUUGAUGGUUCCAUACAACAAGUGGAGGAAGAGGUUGCCAUGUUUUGCCCUAUGAUAUGUCGAGAAAUAGUAAAAAAUGGAACAGGAUCGUCAAAAAAUCAUGCAAUUGCUCUCCCAGAGAGAGUUAACCCCGCAAGUUUGAGUUUGAUUCUUGAUUAUUGUCGGUUUCAUCAAGUCCCAGGGCGCUCAAACAAGGAGCGAAAAUCAUUCGAUGAAAAAUUUGUCAGAAUAGAUACAGAAAGACUGUGUGAGCUGACAUCUGCAGCUGAUAGUCUCCAAUUAAAGCCAUUGGUUGACCUUACCAGUCGAGCACUUGCUCGAAUAAUUGAAGGAAAGACACCUGAGGAAAUUCGUGAUAUUUUCCAUUUGCCAGAUGACUUAACAGAGGAAGAGAAAUUGGAACCCCUGAAAAAUAUAAAUGAUGACCCUAGGAUUCGUUUGUUGAAUCGAUUAUAUGCAAAGAAGCGGAAAGAACUACAGGAGCGCCAGAAACUAAAGGAUGUUCAAGUACAAGAAGAGCAAAAAGAUGAGCGGUCACUUGAUGAAAUACUAUGUUUUAUAAAUGGGGAUGGAGGUUCUGGAGGUGGGAAAGCUUCUAAGAGUAAGAAAAAGAACAAGAGAAGGAAGGACCAUGCUAAGAAUCCCCCGAAAGCUAAUCCCGAACCUGUAAACAAGGAGGAAGCUGCUCGUGGAGUUUCAUUUGUGGGUAGUGGUAAUAUUUCUAGAACACCUUGCCAAAGCUCAAACGUGCAAGAUGAUGUUGAGUACCCCUUUGAGGAUGCUGAUCUUGAUGAUGGACUUGAUCCUGCAAUGCAGGAAGAACUUGACAGAGAAGUGGAGGACUUCGCAAGGAGGUUGAAUUCUGUUUGGCCUGAAAGAAUGCAUCUAGGCCAAGAAAGAAGGAUCGAGUCACAUAUGAUUGGUGGCAAUGGUUCUCUGCAAAGAUUUUCUGGGUUCAAUCACAGGUGAGAAUGUCAAGAGCCAAGAUCAACAGGCAGAAGCACAGGAAAUUUGUGCACAUACAGCUUCAAAGAGAGCUAGAGACCGAACUGGCCACCUGUUACUGGAGUAACUGCUCGCCGAAAAGGCUUGAUAACUCGGCUCCCAGCUUGCAGACGAUGUAGAUUUGUUAGCCUUGGCCAUUUUCGGUGCAGGGGCCCCUCUAGUUGGGACGAUGAGGUAUAGCGAGGUUUAGAUCAAGAAACAGGGAAGUUUUCAGUCGUGUUAUUUCAUUGGAGCGUUGGAGGUCUGUUGACUCGGUUUUUUCUGCUGUGUUGCCAAUUUUCCUGAAUAGAGCGAGUGUGUUGAUGAUAGUUGCAACUGUGUAACCGAUGAUGAUAUGAGCUGUUGUGAAAGAAAUUCCGUUGAUCAA
Oryza brachyantha (malo sina) is the source of this 2147-nucleotide messenger RNA. RefSeq names its product SKP1-like protein 21. The coding region runs from base 710 to 1744 and encodes 344 amino acids. Gene Ontology annotation, cellular component: nucleus; cytoplasm. Gene Ontology annotation, molecular function: cullin family protein binding. The transcript is spliced from 9 exons. Gene Ontology annotation, biological process: SCF-dependent proteasomal ubiquitin-dependent protein catabolic process. The record is from RefSeq and is a predicted model, not a curated record. Lineage: Eukaryota; Viridiplantae; Streptophyta; Magnoliopsida; Poales; Poaceae.